AUGUUUUUGGUUGUUGCUAUCUCAGUACUUGGUAGUGCUUUAUUACUUGGUAUUAUGCAUCCAGCUAAAUUAAUUGUUGCAUUUGGUAUUAUUGCAUGUCCAAUCCUGGCAAUUACUGUUACUGUUGGAUUAUUUUCAUUAGCACAACUUCGAACCAAUACAAUUAUGCUUAUUAUGCCAUUUUUAGUAAUGGGAAUUGGUAAAUGA
This is a messenger RNA of Loa loa (African eye worm), 207 nucleotides long. RefSeq lists its product as hypothetical. The record is from RefSeq and is a predicted model, not a curated record. The transcript has a single exon. The coding region runs from base 1 to 207 and encodes 68 amino acids. NCBI's taxonomy places the organism in Eukaryota, Metazoa, Nematoda, Chromadorea, Rhabditida, Onchocercidae.